AUGAGUUGGGUAUCGGAUUAUAAAUAUACGUGGCUUCAAACCGUGGCCAUGCAUGUAAUUAAGAAUGGGUUUCGUUUACCAAACCACAUAGCUUUUGUGAUGGACGGAAAUCGACGAUAUGCUAAUUCCCAACAGAUUCGUAAGAUCGAAGGGCACUCCAAAGGAUUUGAUAAGUUGGCUGAUUGUUUACGAUGGUGUCUUGACAUUGGCAUUCGAGAAGUGACUACGUUUGCUUUUAGUAUAGAAAAUUUCAAAAGGUCGAAAGAGGAAGUGAAUGGUUUACUAGAUUUAGCUCGGGAGAAGUUUUCCAAACUUCUCCAGGAAGGUCCAAAACUUCGAGAGCAUGGAGUCCGAAUUAGGGUUAUUGGAAAUAUAGCGCUUUUACCAGAAGAUUUACAAAACCUCAUAGCACAGACAAUGCUAGAAACGGAGACCAACAACAAGUUGUUUUUAAAUGUCGCCUUCUCUUACACUUCUCGAGACGAAAUUACGCAUUCUGUGGAACAAGUUCUUCGCCAUGGCGAUGGAUUACAAGAGGGAGACAUUAGCGAGCGUCUUUUGGAAGAAUGUUUGUACAGUAGACACUCACCUCCGCCUGAUUUACUGUUUCGAACUUCCGGGGAAACACGAAUCAGCGAUUUUUUAAUGUGGCAGCUAAAUUCCACAGUUUUGUACUUUACGAAAAUCCUGUGGCCGGAAAUUACAAUAUGGAACUUCUUAGCGGGAAUAUUCACGUACCAAAGAGAUAGUCAGCACAUGGUAUCCUUCAAAAAACAUGAGCGAUUGAAGCGUGCAAUAUCAUCCAGAAGUUCAAACUUUUAUACUGAUCGGGUUCAAAGAUUUUUGCAUCGCCUAGAUGUAUAUAAAAGAAAUAUGUUGUUGAAGUGGUCUACUGCCCAAUAG
Musca vetustissima is the source of this 903-nucleotide messenger RNA. Its product is annotated as dehydrodolichyl diphosphate synthase complex subunit Dhdds-like. NCBI's taxonomy places the organism in Eukaryota, Metazoa, Arthropoda, Insecta, Diptera, Muscidae. The record is from RefSeq and is a predicted model, not a curated record. The transcript has 2 exons. Gene Ontology annotation, molecular function: ditrans,polycis-polyprenyl diphosphate synthase [(2E,6E)-farnesyl diphosphate specific] activity. Gene Ontology annotation, biological process: polyprenol biosynthetic process. Gene Ontology annotation, cellular component: dehydrodolichyl diphosphate synthase complex; endoplasmic reticulum. The coding region runs from base 1 to 903 and encodes 300 amino acids.